Spizellomyces punctatus DAOM BR117 is the source of this 2070-nucleotide messenger RNA. RefSeq lists its product as uncharacterized. The record is from RefSeq and is a predicted model, not a curated record. Gene Ontology annotation, biological process: cellular response to starvation; regulation of DNA-templated transcription. NCBI's taxonomy places the organism in Eukaryota, Fungi, Chytridiomycota, Chytridiomycetes, Spizellomycetales, Spizellomycetaceae. Gene Ontology annotation, molecular function: DNA-binding transcription factor activity, RNA polymerase II-specific; zinc ion binding; RNA polymerase II transcription regulatory region sequence-specific DNA binding. Gene Ontology annotation, cellular component: nucleus. The transcript is spliced from 6 exons. Bases 357 to 1877 code for a protein of 506 amino acids.
CACAGUGUUGAGACAGAGUCGGCUCAUCGCCUCUUGCACUGCUCGUACCAAUUCGACGAAUUCUACUUUUGACUUGUCGGGAGCACACUUUGAGACUCUUUCACUCGAGCUCAGAUACACCCUUUUAGGUUGGAUCUGUCGUCAACGUCACCACUUCCGGCAUCUCAUCUACCUUUGUUGCGCUCGUCGAACCUUGCACCCGGUUGCCUAAGCUUACACGUCUGUGUCGGCAACUCCUGGCCAGGUGGAAUUUAGCUUGGCCAACGCCUCAGUUGCAAUUCAAAGCCUCUGAUAUAUUCCGCGACCUUUGCAGUAUCUCUCUCACCCCAUCGACCAGUUUUUAUCUCGAAAGAACCAUGAACACACAUCCUUCUCCUCCUAUUACACCCGUUACUACUCCGUUCUUAACACAGCUACCAACGGCACCCUCGAGCCGGUCCGCGUCCCCGGAGCGUUCAAAAGCAUCAUUGGAUCAGUCUAAACUAGCUCCAACGUCUACUAGUCUUCCAACCCCCGCCGUAUCUCCUACCAGUGCAACUCCAGCACACCCGGAAAACGAGACAGAUCUUCCGAGGAAGAGGAAUCAAGUAAAACGGGCGUGUGUCAAUUGCCAGAAAGCAUGUAAAAAGUGUGAUAAUGGCCGUCCCUGUUCCCGCUGUAUUAAGUUUGGUCUGGAAAAGACAUGUGCAGAUUCCGCCCGUAAGGAGCGACAGCGAGUUGGUGUAAAGAGAGGGCCUUAUAAACAAACUGGACGUUCUGGAUCCAUUGAUCAUGGUCAUGAUGAUGGACUAGGGCCAGCGGCUGGAUGGUCGAAAUUGGAUAUACUAUCGCGGAUUUGUAACACUGUCCUGGUCCAUGCCCGCGAAGCGACAUCGGGGAAUGAGAGUGGAACUAUCGAUGACCCUGAAGUCCUAGCGGCACGAUCACUCGAGAUCAUUGCCAAUCGUGCUCGAGGAGUUGACGCAGAUUCACUAGAUUCAUCACCGGAUCCAGAAAGAUAUGAAUACGACCACCAUCACUUUGAUCAUCAGUGCCUGGUUCAGGAAGCUUACCGGAAAGGAUUUGCGCCAUUUGGCAAUAUCAGAUUCGAUCAUUUGGCAGCUACCCUGGGAAGCACGAGCUUCUCUGCCACAGGGACCCUCGGCGCUUAUGGGUCGAUGUAUCCGUUUGGUGCCAUAUCAAGCCUCGACUCGCUGUCCGGCUCACCACUAAACGACUUUGAGUAUUCAUCGGUUCGAUUUUCGCACUAUGGUCUCCCUGGAUAUAGCGCGCUGUCGUAUGAGCCCCCUACUAUUGUGCAGGUCCGAGAGCCCAAUCCGUUGGAUGACUUUGCUGCCAUCUCCGACACAGUCCGACGAAUGGAGGAUGAAGCAAGUGCGAGGUCGAAAAAGCGGAAAUCUGCGUCGUUGGGAACAACAGCGGCGCCAUCGGCGACGGUGCCAGUAUCCGGUGUUGCAUCGAAUGUAUCGAUGGCAGCCACCAACGGCAACAGCACAACACCCGGUGUACCGUCAGCUGUGGCUGAACCACCCCACGACGGUAAAGACGGCAAUGUGUUUGGAGGAGGCGUUGGAGGUGGAGGAGCAGGAGCAGGAUAUCCGCGAAUGAGUUCAUUAAAUGUGACGACGUUUCCGGUUGCGGCCGCCGCGGAGCGAAUGACUGGAUAUCUGCAUGGGGGCAGCUUUGCGAAGUCCAUGACUACCCAUGGUCUUUAUCCGCCCGUGGUUUCGAUUUUGCCACCUCACAAGAGCAAUGGCGUGGAAAGAACCUUGUCAUCAUCACCCAUGUAUUCUCCGCCAACGCCUCCAGAAUUUUGCGUUCCCAGCGAAGGGCUUUUGGAGCCAGAUGCUAAGCGUGUUCGUCUUGAUGUUAUUUGAAGUAAUUUGGUUUUCCUUCUUUGUAUAUACCAGAAUCGACUAGUUUGAAGAUUUUAUUGUUGUGUUAUUUUGAUGAGAGGUUGAGGGGGGCGGAGGGAUACUGUUUAGGGAAGGCUAUAGCAUGUAGGGCUACGAUCUUUCUCCAGUUGGGCUGUUGGGCUUUUGGUUCUUAAUAAAAUUUUUGAUCAUGCAA